UAAUUUAAUAACACCGAUGUCAAAAUAUUAUAAUCUCGAGUGAUAAAUCAAUGACUAUGUGAAGCGCGUUGUCGAACAAACCAAGUGAAAGUGAAAUUAAAUUUAAAAUGGCUGAUCGAGAACAUGAGUCUAUCCUUAAUGGUGGAGAUUCUUCUAAUAAAGCAAAUGAAUCUAACAACAUAAAAAAUGAUAAUUUUGAGGAAACUGCUUUAAACGAUGAUGCUGAGAAACAUGAUAUACAAAUGAAUGGCAACGGAAUCAAAAUAAACUCUAAGAUCAAAUCGGAUAAGACAGAAAAUGGGACUUUAGCCAAUGGGAAAAAGAUAGAAGAAAUGAGUCAAAAUGGACAGAAGAAGCCAGACGCUAAAGAUCUCCUGACAGUGCCUCAUGGGGGACAGAGAAAGUCGUUCAUGGAACAGGAGAGUGCGAGAGAGAGGAGACGACAGUCGCUGCUUAAGCAGUGUGCCGCUAUUCUCAAGCAGAGUGAGCAGAAAUUUACAAAGGAGACGCUGCAUAGAGCCUUUCAAGAUGAGGACUUAUUGGAGCGUAUAUUCCACUUGUUCGAGGGCGGAGAGGGCGGCGAGGGCGAGGAGGAGGGGCGCGCGGGGCGGCUGCGGCAGGUCGCCUGGCUCGAGUUCCUCAAGCAGCGGCUCACGGAGGAGAAGCAGCUAGAGUUGAUAGAACAACUAGAGAGCGUGGCCUACGUGGUGUGCGGCGACGACCCCAUCUCCUGCAGGGACUUCCAGAAGAUUCUGCAGAACCGAGUGGUAACCAAUAAAAUCCUCCGCGCUGUAGACUCGGACGGCGACGGCGCAGCGACCGCCGAUGAGAUCAUGGAGUUCCUGUGCGCGGCCACCAGCAGCCGCGCGCGCGCCGGCAUCGACAAGCAGAGCGUCGACCGCCUCGAGCGGCUGUUCCGAGACACCGUCGGCGAUCAGAAGGAGAUCACCAAGGAACAGUUUCGAAAGAUACUCGACUCUAAGAACCCCUUCUUCACGGAGCGCGUGUUCCAGAUCUUCGACGAGGACAACUCCGGCAGCAUCUCGCUGCACGAGUUCAUCGCGGCCGCGCACCGCUUCGCCGGGCAGACGCCCGACGACAAGAUACGAUUUCUCUUCGAGGUCUACGAUAUGGACGGCGACGGGUUGAUCCAACACCGCGAGCUUCAACACGUGCUGUGGGCGUGCAUGGAGGAGAACGGCAUGGUGUUCAGCGACGAGCAGCUGUGCCAGCUCACGCGCGCCAUGUUCGAGGACGCGGACGCGGAGGGCCGCGGCGCCAUCACGUACGAGGCGCUCCGGCACCAGCUCGCGAAGCACGACGGGCUUAGAGAGAACCUUUCCAUCAGCAUCGACCGCUGGCUGGUCCCGCCGAAGCCGGAACGCCCGGCGUCCUGGCGUCAGAGGCUGCAGCGCCUCAAGCCGCACCAGCUGUCGGCGGGCUACCUGCGGAACAACCUCGCGCUGGUGGCGUACCUCGCGCUGUUCGCGGCCGUCAACGUCGGGCUGUUCGCGGCGCGCUGCGCGGAGUACGCGGGCCAGAGCGUGUUCCUCAUGAUGGCCAGGGCUUGCGGUCAGUGCCUUAACUUCAACUGCUCAUGGGUGCUGGUGCUGAUGCUGCGCCGCUGCAUCACGACCCUGCGCGUGCGCGGCCUCGGCGCCGUGCUGCCGCUCGACCACAACAUCUACCUUCACAAACUGACUGGCGUCCUCAUCUUUAUCUUCAGCAUCGUUCACACUAUAAUGCAUCUUUUCAAUUUUAGCAUGGUGGUGGUGAAGAGCCCGGUGGUGAACGCGGCCAACUUCACGGUGUUCGAGUGGCUGCUGACGGAGCGGCCGCGCGCGUUCGGGCUGGUGCGCGGCUGCGCCAACCCCACCGGCUUCGCGCUGCUCGCCUUCCUGCUCGUCAUGAUCGUCUGCAGCCAGCCGUUCAUCAGGCGGCGCGGCAGCUUCGAGGUGUUCUACUGGACGCACCUGCUGUACGUCCCGUUCUGGUUGCUGCUGGUGUUCCACGCGCCCAACUUCUGGAAGUGGUUCGUGCUGCCGGGCGCCGUCUACCUCGCAGAACGGGUGCUGAGGCUCAUCUGGCUUAGGUCAGAACACGGAAAAACUUACAUCUCAUCCGGCAUCCUGUUACCGUCACGAGUCACGCACCUCGUGGUCAAGCGGCCGCCGCUCUUUGACUUCCACGCGGGGGACUACGUGUUUGUUAACAUUCCCGCCAUCGCCUCUUACGAGUGGCAUCCCUUCACUAUCAGCAGCGCGCCGGACCAGCCUGAUUACAUUUGGCUCCACAUCCGUGGAGUCGGUCAAUGGACAAACCGUUUAUACUCCUACUUCGAAGAGGAGCACGCUCGAUUGAAUGCCACUGCUCCCCUGAAACACAGCUCCGUGCGGCGCCUGUCGUCCCUGGCCAGCACCCGCCGCCGGAGCUCGACCCCGAGCCACAAGAAGCGCUCCGUGGACUUCGCGCCCGACGCCGGACACGACAACCUCGCGUUCGCGCCCGACGGCACUGACGCACGCAAGGGGGACGCCACACUGCACGUGCCGGGCGCGCUGCGCGGCGCGGCGCUGCUGACGCCGCUGCGCUUCCACAAGUCGCGCUCCAUGCCCGACGUCUACAAGCAGAGGCACAUCGCGCUCCGCGAGUGCCCCCGCUCGGAGUCGGAGAGCCAGUUCGAGUCGCGCGAGCUGCGGCAGGCGCGCGCGGCGGCGGGCGGCGCCGCGCCGGGCCGCGCGCUGGCCGACAGCUUCCGCUACCUGCGCCACAAGCCCGCCAUGGUGGCCUUCCGCGCGCCCAGCGACCCCUGCCCAAGGCGAUCCAGCAACGAGAGCAUACUCACCAUCGCUAGGAGAAGACUGUCGAAGAGUUUGUCCCCCGACAAGGACGUGGAAGCGGAGACCGCGCGCGCGGAGCCGAGCGCGGAGGACGCGCCCGCGGACUACCCCAUCGGGAAACCACUCGAGAUCUACGUGGACGGCCCGUACGGCGCGGCGUCGUCGCACAUCUUCCGCGCGCAGCACGCCGCGCUCAUCGCCGCCGGCAUCGGCGUCACGCCCUUCGCCUCCAUACUGCAGUCGAUAAUGUACCGCUACUGGAGCGCGCGCAGCGAGUGCCCCGCGUGCGGGCACCGCUACGCGGCCGCGCUGCCGCACCGCGGCAUGCACCUCAACAAGGUCGACUUCUUCUGGAUCAACCGCGAGCAGAGGUCCUUCGAGUGGUUCGUGUCACUGCUGUCUCAACUAGAGAUGGAGCAGGCCGAGCUGGGCGGCGCCGAGCGGUUCCUGGACAUGCACAUGUACAUCACGAGCGCGCUGCAGCGCACCGACAUGCGCGCGGUGGGGCUGCAGCUGGCGCUGGACCUGCUGCACGCGCGCGACAAGAGGGACCUCAUCACGGGGCUCAAGACGCGCACCAACGCUGGCAGACCUAAUUGGGAUAAAGUCUUUCAGCAGUUACAGCAACAAAACAAAGGCAAGGUGACGGUGUUCUACUGCGGGCCGCCGCAGCUGGCGCGCGUGCUGCGCCUCAAGUGCGACCGCUUCGGGUUCCACUUCCGCAAGGAGGUGUUCUGACCUCACUAUGUGUCCUCACUACUCGCACUCCAGCAGCGUGUUCACACCGCGAGGGGAGUGACCACACACACGAACGACUUAUAUGUGUCGCUAAAAUAUAUGAAAUCGUUGUGGAAUAUAGCAAUUGCAGUAAAAAGGAAAAAAAAAUCUAAUAUAACAUAUAUUUUUUAUUACUAGUAAAAACUGUAAUAUAUUACUUUAAAAAUAUUGUGAUUAGGAAUACCUACCAUAAGACUAUCGAAGUACUUACAAAGUAACUUAUGGUUGUGAAAACUGCGAGCGAUGACACAUCACUCCUAUUGUUUCUAGUAAAAGCUCACAUUUCUAUUGUGUGAUAUUAUUCCGAUUUAUAUGAUUUUAAAAACCCAUUUAAAUAGAAAAGCAAUGAUUUUAUGUCAAACCUUUUUUUUCGUUGAGAAAGACAUAACUACACAUAGAACUUGCGAUAUUCUGACCAAUUGUUACCAGCAAAUUAUUUUCUUGCCAAUGAAGACGUGUGAUAUGAUUCAUUUAUGUCCAUUAUUAUAUUAAAUUUAGUGAUAUAUUUAUA
Amyelois transitella is the source of this 4128-nucleotide messenger RNA. It is a transcript of the gene Nox, whose product is annotated as NADPH oxidase 5. Bases 108 to 3578 code for a protein of 1156 amino acids. NCBI's taxonomy places the organism in Eukaryota, Metazoa, Arthropoda, Insecta, Lepidoptera, Pyralidae. Gene Ontology annotation, molecular function: superoxide-generating NAD(P)H oxidase activity; calcium ion binding. Gene Ontology annotation, cellular component: NADPH oxidase complex; plasma membrane. The record is from RefSeq and is a predicted model, not a curated record. Gene Ontology annotation, biological process: superoxide anion generation; defense response. The transcript has 20 exons.